This is a messenger RNA of Suncus etruscus (white-toothed pygmy shrew), 1810 nucleotides long. It is a transcript of the gene ACSM3, whose product is annotated as acyl-CoA synthetase medium chain family member 3. NCBI's taxonomy places the organism in Eukaryota, Metazoa, Chordata, Mammalia, Eulipotyphla, Soricidae. Gene Ontology annotation, cellular component: mitochondrial matrix. Gene Ontology annotation, molecular function: fatty-acyl-CoA synthase activity; fatty acid ligase activity. Gene Ontology annotation, biological process: acyl-CoA metabolic process; fatty acid biosynthetic process. The record is from RefSeq and is a predicted model, not a curated record.
GGGUUGGUAUCUUUGGAAAAUCUGAGUACUCGGACAUUCAAUAAGACUGAUGCUCAUUCUUGUCACCAUGAAGAUGUUACUACAUGCCAAAACGUUUCAGCGUUUAGCAAUCCCUGGUUUUAUCAGAUUGUUGCAUAAAGAUUACAGAACAGUGACUCCUCAGAAUUUCUCCAACUAUGAAUCUAUGAUACGUGACUUCAAACUAGAGAUUCCAGAGUAUUUCAACUUUGCUCAUGAUGUCAUGGACCAAUGGACCAAUUUAGAAAAGGCUGGAAAGAGACCUCCUAAUCCAGCCUUCUGGUGGAUAAAUGGAAAAGGAGAAGAAGUGAGAUGGAGUUUUGAGGAACUGGGAUCUUUGUCUAGGAAAUUUGCUAAUAUACUAACAGAAAACUGUGCUCUGCAAAAGGGAGACCGAUUAAUUGUAAUUCUACCCAGGAUCCCAGAAUGGUGGCUUGCAAACGUAGCCUGUCUGAGAACAGGGAUAGUUGUAAUUCCAGGAACCACACAGCUGACCCAGAAAGACAUUCUCUACAGACUACAGACUUCAAAAGCAAAAUGUAUCAUUACAAAUGAAGAUUUAGCCCCUGCUGUAGAUGCUAUUGCAUCUAAAUGUGAAAAUCUUCACUCUAAGUUAAUUGUGUCUGAGAAUUCCAGAGAGGGCUGGGGGCACCUUAAAGAGAUGAUGAAACAUGUCAGUGACAACCAUACCUGUGUGAAGACAAGGCAUGAUGAGCUGAUGGCCAUUUAUUUCACUAGUGGGACAACUGGAUCUCCUAAAAUGACUGGCCACACUCACAGCAGUUUUGGUUUAGGAUUAUCAAUCAAUGGAAGGUUCUGGCUAGAUUUGACACCUUCAGAUGUGAUGUGGAACACUGCAGACACAGGCUGGGCAAAGUCAGCCUGGAGUAGCAUUUUUUCCCCAUGGACCCAGGGAGCAUGUGUAUUUACACAUUAUUUACCACGUUUUGAGUCAACUUACAUCUUGCAAACACUUUCCAAGUUUCCUAUCUCAGUCUUCUGUUCAGCUCCCACCGCAUACCGAAUGCUUGUACAAGAUGAUAUGAGCAGCUAUAAAUUUAAGCACUUAAAUCACUGUGUGAGUGCUGGAGAGCCCAUCAACCCUGAAGUGACAGAACAAUGGAAACGCAGCACUGGCCUGGAUAUUUAUGAAGGCUAUGGACAGACAGAAACGGUACUAAUCUGUGGAAAUUUUAAAGGAAUGAGAAUUAAGCCUGGCUCCAUGGGAAAGCCUUCUCCUGCUUUUGAUGUUAAGAUUUUAGAUGCAGAUGGCAAUGCUCUACCUCCUAGACAAGAAGGAGAUAUUGGCAUUCGAGUUCUGCCUGAUCGACCAUUUGGCCUUUUUGCUUGUUAUGUAGAUAAUCCUAAAAAAACAGCUUCAACUUUACGAGGUGAUUUCUAUAUCACUGGAGACAGGGGUUAUAUAGAUGAAGAUGGAUAUUUCUGGUUUGUUGCAAGAUCAGAUGACGUCAUAUUAUCCUCUGGUUACCGAAUUGGACCAUUUGAGGUAGAAAGUGCCCUGUUGGAGCAUCCUGCUGUUGCAGAGUCAGCUGUUGUCAGUAGCCCAGACCCCAUCAGAGGAGAGGUGGUAAAGGCUUUUAUUGUUCUGAACCCCAAUUACAAGUCAUAUGAUCAAGAACAACUGAAAAAGGAGAUUCAGGAGCAUGUAAAAAAAUCCACAGCACCUUACAAAUACCCCAGAAAGGUAGAAUUUAUUCAAGAGAUGCCAAAGACUAUCAGUGGGAAAAUAAAAAGAAAAGAACUGAAAAAUAAAGAAUGGAAAACAACUUAA